Molecule: messenger RNA, 1912 nt
Organism: Ectocarpus siliculosus
Lineage: Eukaryota; Phaeophyceae; Ectocarpales; Ectocarpaceae
Source: the annotation of a GenBank genome assembly
CUCGCACAACCCGCGACAGCGGUGCUCUCGCAGCUCGAGCUGGCGCGCAAGUAGAGGCAUGCCCCCUGGCCAAUGCCACAGCCACCGCUACUGUGAUAUCGCGGAAUAUGGAGGCAGAGCUGGGCGCACCUGGUGUUGCUGAGGCCGGCGGAGGAGACGGGAUGAUGGGGGGGAACGUAAUACAGAGAGCGCCGCGAGAAGCAGCCGCCGCAGCAGCAGCUGCGGCUUGGUCGGACGCCCGUCCGCUCUCGGAGCAGCUACCGACCUACCCGGCUACUUGUGUUCUGUCCGCUGUGCUCGUGACGGUUUUCCUUGCGAUGUGGAGGAGGCGUGUGUCGGCGGCCUCGAUGGGGUCGAGCUACCGGAACCUCUUGGUGCGGCAGGAAUGGUGGCGGGUGGUGACGGCCGCCGUCGCUCACGGCGGGCUGCUGCACCUCGCGUUCAGCAUUUCCUCCCUCUGGUCCUGCAGGAGGAUUGAGACGGAGCUUGGCUCUUGGGGUUACCUGUUAGCUUCGGCGCACUUCGUUGUCCUCGCUGAGGUGUUCGAGAAGAUGUUCAUGCACGUCCUGCUUAGAACCGGCCGCGUUGUCGAUGAGGUUUCGUGCGGAUAUUCCGGGGUCGUCUUCGCGUGGAUAGUGGUUCUCUCCUUGAGGCCAGACGCGCCGGCGCGAGUCAUCGGGGGGUUCGUGUUCAGCGGUUUCGCGAGCGUCGUCUUGAAUUUGGUGGUUGUCCGAAUUCUGAUACGCCAAUCAAGUUUCGUCGGGCACUUGGCGGGGGUGUGGGCGGGACUGUUGUUCUCCACCGGGGCGCUAGACUUCGCCAGGGAAGACCGUUACUGGAGCUUGGGCCUAGCCGCCUGGGCACUCGCGGUGCUUCUCGGCAGCCUCAAAGCGACAACGACGAUCCCGAUACCGCUCAUCGACUACGUCGACCUGUCAGGGCGGGAUGAUCUGGGCGUUGGUGUUGCCCCACUGGACUGGAGCAAUCGAGAAUGGUUGGAAGACUGGGCGGCGGCAAACGCUUGACUGCUGUUGGCAGUGGACGGCGCAUUUUCGUCGCACCAAACUUCUUUGCGGCGAUUUAGCAGCACCAGCAGCAAACAUUUGACGUCUUUCGCGUCCCUUGUUUUUUUUCGUCGUAAGAGUCCAACACUUGCGGGGUAUAGGUUUUAACAUUGUCGGUUGUGCGCAGGCGCCCGCGCGACUUUUUUCUGGGAAAAGUAGAACCUCUCUACAUCUUCCUUCUGAUGAAGGUCGGAGCAGUUCAUAUGUACGUAGACUAUACAUGAUCCACACACACAUGAAGCCGGCAAUGUCUCUAGAUACUCCCCGACUUGUUCGUUUUGGUUCGCUCUCGGGAGGGAGAGUUGACGACGAUGACGACUCCCACCCCAACGUCGGGAAUGCUCGGCUUGGUUUGGCUACUUUUGCCGUGUGAUGGGUUGCGUCGUUUGGCGCAGUUCUUGCGUGGGAGAGGGUUGGGGCGUGGAGCGAAGGGAAAAACGGCGAACGGACCCAAAGCCUCGACCGGUGGCCGCUCUCGUGUUGUAAGUGUUCUUUAGUCGUUCGGUGUGUCUUCUCGCACGGGUGGGAGAUGAGAUGGCGCAAGAUUUUGUCGCCCUCGAAUCUCUCGCUUCCGUUCCUGGCUGUGGAAAGCGCUUUUCGUUUGCAAACUUCGAGAGGGAAAAGACAGCAGUGUGCUACACUUUCUCGGGUUCAAAAAUCAAACGCAACCGCCGCAGGAGGGGUUGGGUAGGUGGACUCACGUUCUUCUGUGUGACGAUGGGUUUGAGCUCCUACCGGCAGAAAAUGCUGUGAGCGCUGAAUGAAAUCGAGUGAUGAAAAAAAAUACCAAAAAAACAAGUGCUCUCGUCUGUCUGUGGCGUUUGUUUUCGUUGGUGCAGCACCGGCCG